AUGAAAGCGACAUUGACUCCAGUAUUACGAGCAUCAAAAUCUCCUGCAGACCCAGUCCUGUCUUCGAGCUGGUGGUCCAAGAUUCGACAGCAGCUCAGUACCGGCCAAACACCCCAGGACCUCAUCUCGACGCGACCCAUUUGCGUUGCUGCCGCCGGGUAUGUCAGAUCAUGCUCAUGUUUGUUUUCUAGCUUCAUAUGCAGAUCCCCAUUCUCGAAUCCUGGCGCAGGUAACUGGCUGCUAUACUCACGACCCAGGAGUGCCGCCUCACCGACCUUGGGUCGAUAUGCCGGGCCGCUAUUCAAAGUCACAUUGCAGUUGACAUAUGCAGCCACCCACAAUACUGAUGGAGUAGAGUAG
Messenger RNA from Colletotrichum costaricense, 360 nucleotides. RefSeq lists its product as uncharacterized. The record is from RefSeq and is a predicted model, not a curated record. Bases 1 to 360 code for a protein of 119 amino acids. NCBI's taxonomy places the organism in Eukaryota, Fungi, Ascomycota, Sordariomycetes, Glomerellales, Glomerellaceae. The transcript has a single exon.